Messenger RNA from Purpureocillium takamizusanense, 1123 nucleotides. RefSeq names its product Sorbose reductase (gene SOU1). Gene Ontology annotation, cellular component: intracellular anatomical structure. Gene Ontology annotation, molecular function: oxidoreductase activity, acting on NAD(P)H, oxygen as acceptor. Lineage: Eukaryota; Fungi; Ascomycota; Sordariomycetes; Hypocreales; Ophiocordycipitaceae. The record is from RefSeq and is a predicted model, not a curated record. Bases 104 to 979 code for a protein of 291 amino acids. The transcript has 4 exons.
UGCCCAUCUCAGUCGUCUCUUAUCGCCAUCAUCCCCCACCAUUGCCCCUCCAACAGCGCACGACAGCCGUUAACAGUACGACGACCGAGCAACACCAGACACCAUGGCCGACAUGAAGGAUGGCGCGUUUCGCCACGACAAUAUGGACGUCCCCAAGGGUGAUCGAGUGAUGCCCCUAUUCUCGCUCAAGGGACGAACGGCUAUUGUCUCUGGCGCCGGCGCCGGCAUCGGCCUGGCCGUCGCCCAGGCCUACGCUGAGGCGGGCGCCAACGUUGCGAUUUGGUACAACAGCAACAAGCAGGCACUGGCCGAGGCGGAGAACAUUGAGAAGACGUACGGCGUCAAGUGCAAGGCGUACCAGGUGGACGUCGUCUCCGCCGAAGCUGUCGACCGGGCCAUCAACGAGAUCGUAGCCGAGUUCAACGGCCGGCUGGACAUCUUUGUGGCCAACUCGGGCAUCGCGUGGUCAGACGGCGCCUUUAUCGACGGACCCGUCGAAACAGCCAGGAAGGUCAUGGCCGUCAACGUCGACGGCGUCAUGUGGUGCGCCAAGAGCGCGGGCGCGCACUUCCGCCGGCAAAAGAAGGAGGGCAAGACGCUCGACGGCAAGCCCCUGGACAACUUUGUCGCGGGCAGCUUCAUUGCGACGGCGUCGAUGAGCGGCAGCAUCGUCAACAUCCCGCAGCUGCAGGCCGUGUACAACGGCUCCAAGGCGGCCGUCAUUCACUUUUGCAAGAGCUUGGCCGUCGAGUGGACGGGCUUUGCGCGCGUCAAUACGGUGUCUCCUGGGUACAUCCAGACCGAGAUUUCGCACUUUGCUUCGCCCGAGGUCAAGAAGCAGUGGAAGAACAAGACGCCCAUGGGCCGAGAGGGCCAAGUCGGCGAGCUCAAGGGCGCAUACCUGUACCUGGCGAGCGACGCGGCGUCGUAUACAACGGGACUCGACAUGAUCGUGGACGGCGGCUACUGCCUGCCGUGAGCGAUUGAAGUCGGUCGCAUCGAGAGGGACUGGACUAGAAUGACGAAUUACGACGGAUGGCCGGUCGGUCGGAUAGAUGGUUGAAUUGGAUAUGAUUGCAUAGAGCAGGCUCAGAAUACUAUACCCACUCUGCCGUCGUCGCCG